AUGGCCAUAGAACUCGCACAGCUAAGUCAACAAUUCGAUUUUACAACUGCGGAGAUUCGCCGCAGCUGCUUCCACGCCUCCUGCUCCAUCAAGAAAUUGAGCUCCAGGUUGUGGAUGAGAGUAUUGCAGAGGGCGGCUGGUGUGAAUUACGCGCUCACGCCGAGACUCUGCGGAGCUGCCUUGCGCGCGCCACCUAUCCUUCGCCGGAGCCAUCUCUCAGACUACUCACAAAUUGUAUCACGGAGAUGCUUUAGCGCAGGCUCAAAGUAUCUCGACCAGGACCUACUAAACUCGUCAACCGAGGUUCUCAACCUCCGUCUCAAGCUCGAGUUUGACGAGCACAAGGACAUCCGAAACUAUCUGCGGAAAUGGCAACAGUCCCAUUCCAACGACUUGGACCCUGUCCGCGGCCCGGGGACUUCGAAUUCACUGGACGCGUCGGCACCAUGGGUGGGAAACAUGCUCAACGACAACCGUGAGGCUCGCGAUGCCGGAAGCGAUGCUCUACGAGCGGCAGAUGAUUCUUUGGAAUUCACAAACUCAGCCGACGAAGGAGAGGGCUUGAAUCAAUACUUGGAGCCGGGUGAUCUGGUGGCAAUGACUGCCGUCGACGGUAUCCUGACAUUUGCCAUCUAUAUCCGCUCCAUCCAUAAACAGCAACAGUUCUAUACGGACAGAGGGAAAUGGCGGAUUGCUUUUGCCAAGGAUCUUGACUAUGUCGUCAAGGGGUUUGUGCCUCCAGAAAUGGUUGCGCCCCUGCUCCCACACGUUCCUGGCGCUGCCGCUCAGAUGAAGACAGAGUUCCAAUCUGUGACCGAAGGUGGAGUCCCGAGAAAUGUUGGUGCGGAUCUUCUCAAGAAAAUGUACACCUUCGACCAAGACGCGCAGGAGCUGUACCGCGCAAAUGCAGCCCGGUUGGACAGCAUCCAUGACAUUGUGGCCGAUGAGGAAAAUUACCGUGAAUAUACGUUGGAGGAGCUGACCUGCAAGGCGCUUGAUAUUGAGAAAGAUCAGCUGAACGAUGUGCUCUUGUUCCUCGUCCAUCGCGUCGCUCACGCCAAUGCUUUCUUCAUCGAGUAUGAUCGGAGUUCGCUUUUUGCCAACCAUUACCUAGUCAAACCCAGACGGAUCGCUAGAGUUCUGGACACGGUCACCACGUGGGCUCACGAGCAUCAAGAUCACCUUUACCAGAAUGUAAAUGGUAAGGGGCUUCCCAAUUUGAAGGACCAUCCUCUACAGAAAUUCGUCCAGAAGGCCCAGCGUCUCAUCAAGCGUAGCCGAACCGCGCGCGCGCCAACUACCAUGGCUUGCGUCGGUCCAAGUGCUCAUCGAUUCACUCCGGACCAGGAUGGCAAGCAUAUGGUCUAUCGUGAAAUGGUUACAGAAAAGUUCAGUGACACCGAUCUUAUGAUCAUCGAAUACUUACAACUAUGGUGUCUUCCGCCGCGCAGAAUGACGUCUGGGACCAUGCGCUCGGCCGGUUCGCAUAUAAUGCGUAGUACAGGUAUGUAUGGCGCUGUGGAACUGAAUCCCAUGACGGCAACUCUUUUCCUACAAGAACUGGGUGUUUUCUACCCGUGGGAGAAUAUUCGCUUGUUCGACCAAGGUCUGGCCCUUCCCGGCCACGGCAUUUCUCCCAACUCGGAUGCGGCGUGGGAGGAAGUCCAAAAAGAGUGCGAGAAGCUCAACUCACAGGAGCUUCCUGAUAAGAUGAAAGAUGUGCGUACUGACUGGGGCGACCUACCGGUUUAUUGUGUGGAUGAUGCCACUGCUCAGGAGAUUGACGACGGUGUUUCUCUCGAGCGCAUUCCGGGAUCAGACGAUACAUUCUGGGUCCGUGUACAUGUGGCCAACCCUACUGCAUUCCUUGAUUCUGAAGGCAAGGUUAUGCAGUACGCCGCUUCCCGCCUCCAGACGAUGUAUGCCCCAGAGCGUACAUAUCCUAUGAUUCCGAGCUCCCUCACGCAGAAGCACUUCAGUUUGGCCCCAGGCCGUCCAACUCUCACCUUCAGCGCGAAGAUGAAUUUGCAGGGCGACGUUCUUGAUACCGACAUCACGAAUGGAGUGGCCAGGAACGUCAUCUAUAUAACACACGGCAAGCUACGCAGUCUUUUCGAACCUAGUUCCGAAAAGCAAUUAGAGCCUUUGAGAGUAGGGGGAGAAGUGCCGAAGCGGAAUUUGCGUGAGGAGUUACAAGAGGAAGUAGAUGAGAAGGAUGAGUCCAAUUUCCGUACGUUGAGACAGUUGAUGCUGGCGUUCCGGGAACACCGACGUAAGAACGGCGCCAUGGAAUGGCCUUCAUCUCCCGACAUCUCUCUUUCAAUGACUGCAGGGACAGAGCCUUUGAAUCCUUCCAAUAUGAAGGUUACGGAAGGGCGUUACGUUCUUGGCGAUCCCGUCAUUGAACUGGCCCAGCAACAAGUUGAUCCUCACGAAGUCCCUGAUAUGACGAAGCGCAACCUUAUCUCGACUCUAAUGAACCUGGCCUGUUGGGUCUCCGGAAAAUGGCUGGCCGAACGCAACAUCCCUUCUGUCUACGACGGCACGUACUAUCAUCCGGAAUACCCUAAAGUAACAAACGAGAACCUCUCCCAAUACGGAGGGCAAGCUUGGUUGCAAUUGGCAGCUCCGAAGGGUAUCUCUUCAUCCAGUCCCCUCCAUCAUACGCCUCUUGGACUUGACACCUAUGUCAAAGCAACCAGUCCCCUGCGGCGGUACACAGACGUCCUUGCUCAUUAUCAAAUCGAGGCCGCGCUUCGCUUCGAACACGAGCAUGGCCGCCGCCUGGACGCCCAGACGGAUGAGCCUGCUCUGCCUUUCUCUCGUGAAUACGUUGAUGAAUAUAUUUCUCGGUCCCGGUGGAAGCGCAACCGCAUCCGGGAAUGUGACCUAGCCUCGAAGCAAUUCUGGGCAUGCAUGCUUCUGUUCCGCGCCUUCUACUUCUCCGAGUGCCCACUACCCGAGACAUUCGAGUGCUUGAUCCAGCGGCCAUACAGCAGCACCUCCAUGGCUGGUACGCCAUACGGAAACGGAUACGCUGCUGUUAUCACGUCCCUGGGAGUUCGCUGCCAGGUCGUAAUACCUGAAGAGAUGUCAGACGCACCUGACCUGGACAUCCUCAGUAUCGUGGAUGCUAAGAUUACUGCCGUUGAUAUGGCACGCUCGCUUGUGGUCAUGGAAGCAACGCGGGUCGUUAAGCCGUUUGAACGGGUGGGGGAAUGGAAGUGA
This is a messenger RNA of Aspergillus eucalypticola CBS 122712, 3228 nucleotides long. RefSeq names its product exoribonuclease II. Gene Ontology annotation, biological process: mRNA catabolic process. The transcript is spliced from 6 exons. The record is from RefSeq and is a predicted model, not a curated record. Bases 1 to 3228 code for a protein of 1075 amino acids. Gene Ontology annotation, molecular function: 3'-5'-RNA exonuclease activity; RNA binding. NCBI's taxonomy places the organism in Eukaryota, Fungi, Ascomycota, Eurotiomycetes, Eurotiales, Aspergillaceae. Gene Ontology annotation, cellular component: exosome (RNase complex); P-body.